Pseudophryne corroboree (corroboree frog) is the source of this 1891-nucleotide messenger RNA. Its product is annotated as cytochrome P450 4B1-like. The transcript is spliced from 13 exons. The record is from RefSeq and is a predicted model, not a curated record. The coding region runs from base 305 to 1825 and encodes 506 amino acids. Lineage: Eukaryota; Metazoa; Chordata; Amphibia; Anura; Myobatrachidae. Gene Ontology annotation, molecular function: iron ion binding; monooxygenase activity; oxidoreductase activity, acting on paired donors, with incorporation or reduction of molecular oxygen.
GCUCAGGAGGUUGUCAGUUGGUCGUCGUUGGAGAAGGAGGAGAGCGGGAGGCACGCUGCACCCGUGUACCCUGUGAACGGACAUAAAUUCCCCACGUACAGCCCUAACUAUCGGUCUGCUGACGACUCCGGGGUCCGGUGUCUGACCGGGGCUCUGUUCAGGAGGUGAUCCGUAAGUGACUGCGGCAGGCGGGGUUGAGAUAUCCGUCUCUCCCUCAACUCUAGAUAGAGGCUGCCCGACGGGUGUGAUGCAGCGACUUAAAGCCCGUCCCGCGUUUGAAAGGAGGCGCUAGAGGCACAAAUAGAUGGAGGACACCCGCACACCGGGACAUGUUUACAGUUUCUAUGGUGAUGGGUUUCAGAGCGGUUGUGAGGGCGUUCAGCCUUUACGUCAUCCGACAGCGCCUUGCUCCGGGGUCCUGGGCUGGCGCCGCAGCGGGCGGGAGACGCACACACAGCGGUGGGGAUAUAAGUUUAAACAAGAUGGGAACGACUUGGACGUCGUGGCUGAUCAUGCAAAGAAAUAUGAAUAUGGAUUCCCUAUGUGGUUUGGAAACUUCUUUGCUUCACUCAUGGUCUGUCACCCAGACUAUGCUAAGGCCAUUCUGUCCCGGCAGGAUCCAAAGGAUAACUUUGUCUAUGUCUUCAUAACACCAUGGAUUGGGAAAGGGCUGCUGGUGUUAGCGGGGAAGAAAUGGUUCCAGCACCGCAAGCUGCUGACUCCGGCCUUCCACUAUGACGUCCUGAAGCCGUAUAUCGGACUGAUGUCAGACUGCACCAAUACCAUGCUGGAUAAAUGGGAGAAGCUGGUCCCCGAUCAGAAGCCGCUGGAGCUCUUCCAUUAUGUCAGCCUCAUGACCCUGGACAGCAUUAUGAAAUGCGCCUUCAGUUACGAGAGCAACUGCCAGAAUGACAGUGAGAAUGAGUACAUCAAAGCGGUGUAUGAGCUAUCCUACCUGGUGGACCACCGGACUCGCUGCUUCCCCUACCACAAUGACCUCAUCUACUACCUGAGCCCACACGGAUUCCGCUUUCGGAGAGCGCUCAACUUAGUGCAUCACCACACAGAUAAAGUAAUUAAAAAGAGAAAACAAUCUAUUAAGCAGGAGACAGAGCUUGAGAAAAUCCAGCAGAAGCGACACUUGGACUUUCUGGACAUCCUGUUAUUUGCCAAGGAUGAGAGCGGGCAGGGCCUGUCCAAUGAGGACCUGCGGGCGGAGGUGGACACAUUCAUGUUUGAGGGACAUGACACCACAGCCAGCGGGAUUUCCUGGAUAUUAUACUGUAUGGCCAAGUACCCGGAGCACCAGGAGAAAUGCCGGGAGGAGAUCAGAGAGGUCCUGGGAGAGAGGAACACCGUGGAGUGGGAGGAUCUGGGUAAGAUGCCGUACACCACCCUGUGUAUUAAAGAGAGUAUGCGCCUCUACCCCCCUGUACCGGGAGUGGCUCGUGAGCUCAGCCAGCCAAUCACCUUCUGCGAUGGAAGGACCCUGCCCAAAGGUACGACUAUAUUCCUGAGUAUAUAUACCAUCAAUAGACACCCCAGCAUGUGGGAGGAGCCAGAGGUGUUUAACCCACUGAGAUUUUCAGCAGAGGAAGCCUCCAACAGAAACGCCUACAGCUUCCUGCCGUUCUCAGCCGGACCCAGAAACUGCAUUGGACAGAACUUUGCCAUGAACGAGAUGAAAGUCGCCGUCGCCCUGACGUUACAGAGAUUUGCGCUGAGUCCAGAUCCGGACAAUGAGCCUCUGAAACUACCGCAGUUAGUGCUGCGCUCUGUGAACGGCAUUCACCUGAAUCUGAGAAAAAUACAGAGAAAAUCCUGAACCCAGGAGACUUGUAUAAUUGCAUACACAUCGCACCAGAGAGCUUAAUAAAUUAGUAGGAAUUGA